Molecule: messenger RNA, 3175 nt
Organism: Xiphias gladius (swordfish)
Lineage: Eukaryota; Metazoa; Chordata; Actinopteri; Istiophoriformes; Xiphiidae
Gene: gcc1
Product: GRIP and coiled-coil domain containing 1
Exons: 5
Coding region: 299-2623 (774 amino acids)
Cellular component (GO): Golgi apparatus
Source: RefSeq, a predicted model, not a curated record
UCACCGUCUGUCAAUUUGGUAGGGGUGAUGUAAUAUUCCUGACGGCGAUGAACGCAUCACUGCGUUCCCGCCUCCUCCUCCUUCAGAUCCGGUUCAGUACAACAUGGCGACUGUUAGCUGACAGUUUAUGUUAGCUCGUUGAAACCGGCUGACUGCUGUUUAAUCAGAAACUGACACGAGUCCAGCAUGGCUUCAGUUUUCACCAUGAUCAGAUCCAGAUGAACCAGUUAUGGUCCUGAUGACGGAUGGAGUCUGAUCCGAGACUUGUGUACUAGCAGUCUGUGAGUCCAGCAGAGUCAUGGAGAAGUUCGGGAUGAGUUUUGGGGGCGGUCCCAGUAGGAAGGAACUGCUGGACACCAUCGAGUCCCAGAAAAAGCAGUUGGUCCAGUAUCAGACCCGCUUCAAGGACGUGGUCAGGGCCUACAAGAGUCUUCUGAAGGAGAAGGAGGCUCUGGAGGCCAGUUUGAAGGUAUUGACGGUGACCCAGGAGGUGGAACUGAACCAGCGGGGCCAGGACACCACCACCACCACCAGCACCGCUGCCCCUGACCUCUCAGAGGACGGCUGCUCGCUGCACAGUGAGGACAGCGUGGACACAGUGGCGUCUGUGGACACGCUAAGUGAAACCACCAGAGGGGACCAGUCUGAGGAAGACCAGGGAGUAGUGGGAGGAAAAUUAAGCUCAAUGACUCCAAGGGCAGAGAGGGCAGAGCUUGAGGCUGGCGGUGCAGAGAGCAGCAGUGUGGGGGUGGAGCCUCAUCAACAGACCACGCCCCUUCCCAGUGGGGAGGCAGAGCGUAGAGUCGCCCAGCUGAAGAGCCAACUGAGCACGCUCACCAGCGCCCUGGCCACAGUGACGCAGGAGAAGUCUCGGAUGGAGGCGAGUUUCCAGGCCGACAAGCGCCAGCUGAAGCAGGAGGUGGAGGAGCUGCAGGAUCGCCUGGUCGCUGUGAUGGCGCAGCAGGAGGCGGAGUUGCGUACUCUACAGCAGCAGCUGGCCGAGAGUCGUGCUCGCAUCAUCACGCAGCAGCACGAGAGGGAGCAGGAGCAGGGAGACCACGUCCAGCAGCUGCGGGAGCUGCAGAGGAUCCUGCAGCAGGAACGAGACCUGCGACAGGAUGCGGAGCUCCGUCUACAGGACGCCAACACCACCCUUCUGAUGACAUCACAGGCCGUAGACCGGGGGAUGGAGUCUGAGGCUCACCUGAACCAGGUGAGGGAGGAGAGAGAUGAGCUGAAGAGGAGGCUGCAGGCCGCAGAGGAGGACCAGAAGAAACCAGAUCCCAGAGUGGAUGAAAUGCAGCAGGAGCUAACAGAACUGAAAAACCACUUCCAGAUGCAGAUCCACAAUGAGACCAGGAAGGCGUGUGAGGUGGAGGAGCGUGCUCGUGAGCGUGCUCAGGCUGCAGAGAUCAGGGUUGCAGGUCUGGAGCAGCGGGUCUCUGAGCUGUCGGAGCUGCUGGGUUCCUGUGAGACGGCGAGGCAGCGAGACCAGCAGACCACUCAGCGACUCAGAGACAGGAUCCUGCAGCUAGACACUGAGAACAAAACGCUGGCCAUCGCUGCCUCCAGCAGGUCGACCUCUGACCUCACCGCGGACGAGUCGCAGCUGGACAUCAGCGCGCUGAAGGACAAGCUGGAGAAGGUGAAGAAGCUGCUGCUGGCGGCUCAGAGGAACCAGGACCAGAACAUCCGGGACCUGGCAGAGACCGAGGCAGAGCCGGGCGGGGACAAAGCCUUGGUGCUGGUCUACCAGCAGGAGCUACGGCAGCUGAAGGACGAGUUUGAGCGCUACAAGCUGCGAGCACAGGUGGUGCUGAAGAACAAGAAUGCCAAAGACGGCUGCCAGGCCAAAGAGCUGGAGGAGGUCCGGGACCAGCUGUCGGAGCUGAAAGAAAAGUACAUCAACCUGCGGAUCCAGAGUGAUGAGGCGGAGGCCCGACACCGGCGCGAGCUGGAGGAGCGGCAGCAGGCAACAGUGACGCUGCAGCAGAGCCACAGACAGGAAGCAGAGCGGGUAGAGACGCUGCAUCGCGACGAGCUGCUGCGACUGGAGGCCGAACUGCACAAACACAGGGAGAGGACCAUGGCCCUGCUAGACGAGAAGGACCAGGAGCUGGAGAGGCUGCGGGCCGUCGCAGUCGGCCGCAGCAACGACUGCGACGAGGCGGCCCACAAUGAGCACGAGCCCGACCCCGAGAGCGAGGGCGACAUCGUCGGCCUGGCCCUGCGGCGGGUCGCACCCGCUGAGCCCACGCUGCUGCUGUACGCUGAACAGCUGGCCAGGAAGGAGGUGGAGGUGGGCGGCCUGCGGCGACACAAACACCGGCUGGAGGAGGACCUCCACCAGCUGCAGGCCAGGCUCAUCGCUAACGGAGAGCGACACGACGAGGAGGUGAUGGAGCUGCGGGGACAACUUGACAAACUGAUCCGAGACCAGAGCAGAGAGGGCGCCAACAUGGAGUACCUGAAGAACGUCAUCUACAAGUUCCUGACACUGCAGGACGCCAGUGGGAGGCAGCAGACGCUUUCUGCCAUCCUCACCAUCCUGCACUUUAGCCCGCAGGAAAAACACCACGUCCUGAGGAUGCAGGGGGCAACAUGGUGGACCAACAAGAGAUAAUAAAACACCUGAAAAAGAAACACCUGAGGCUGAAAUAAUAUUCAGAUAUAAUUUCAGCCUGUUUGUAACUCAGUAAAUUUACACAUUCCCAGACUUUAAUUUCCCCUGCAGUCUUUUCAGUGGCUUACAAAGGAAAUCUAAAGUCACAGGCUUGAACCAAUUUCUGAACUGUUUUUACAAGCAAAGAAUCUUAUUGUCCCUUCUUUGAUCCUGUACUGAUGCUCCCCAACUUAAACCCCACUUCAUUAAACCAAAACCAGACUCUUACAUGAUGUUUAUUUAUGACGGGAGCUAUAGUUUAGGUGAUUAUCUGAUGUUUAAAUUGAUAUAAGAACCUAAUGCAGUUCAGUUUCUAUCAGCUGCUCACUGAGCUCCACUUCUCCUGUAGACAAUGUGUAUAUAUGAAUAUUUAAACAUAUAUGAUUAUGACUGUCACUGUGAGUAAACUUAAAGAAAACAUUUAAAAGAUGAGUUUGGUUAACGCAUUCUUCAUAUCAUUGAUAUGUAUAUUUUUGAUUCCCUUGUUGAAAUUAAACUAUAUUUCCUGCUUCA